ACCAACAACGACAACAACAACAGCAAGUUGAACAAGGUGGUGGUUGUGGUGGUGGUGGUGGUGUUCUCGUCUCUUCUUAUUCUUGUGUUUUGUUAGAGGCUGAGGCUCAACCCCCCUCCCUACCGGUAAUUCCGUUGUUUUCUUUUCCUUUUUCCUUGUUACACAUCAAGUCAGAAUCAGAAUCAUAUUCAGUUUUGUUUUACCUUCUGUUACAUCAAAGACCAUCAUCAUUACUUAGAAAGCCCAUUGGUUUUGGUUUUUGAAAAGUUAACUGUAUUGGUACCCUUUGGCAUUUUUUUUUUUAUUGUGGGCGGGUGUGUAAUGGUUUUGUCUAUAUAAGUCGGAAGGUGGUUGAAUUUUGAGGACAAAGAACAACAAUAAUUAUACAAGAUGACGAAGAUGAUGAAGGGUAGGGUGUCCAGAAUUGGAAGCUAUGCAAUUGCUUCUUCCAUUAAAGAUGGCCAUCAUCAACAGCCUUGCAUUACCUGCACCACAUUCAACAUACUCGCUCCAAUUUACAAGCGCCUAAGCCAUGAGGACCCAGAUUGUAGGGAAAGCGAUCACAGAGCUUAUUGGCUGGCCAGGAAUCACAUGAUUUUGGAUUGCUUGUUGGCUGAGAGAUCUUCCAUUAUUUGUCUUCAGGAAUUCUGGGUUGGGAAUGAAGAGCUAGUGAACAUUUAUGAGAAGAGACUUGGUGAUGCUGGUUAUAUCAAUUUUAAGCUAGGGAGGACCAACAACCGCGGCGAUGGUUUGCUGACCGCGGUGCAUAAGGACUUCUUUAGAGUUCUAAAUUAUCAAGAGUUGCACUUCCAUGAUUGUGGAGAUCGUGUUGCUCAGUUGUUACAUGUUGAAUUAGCUUGCCCAAUUUCACAGUUUCAAAACAAUGAUAUUCGGCAGGAAAUGCUUAUUGUGAAUACCCAUUUGUUAUUUCCUCAUGAUUCAAGCUUGUGUAUAGUACGAUUGCAUCAGGUGUACAAAAUCCUACAAUAUGUGGAAUCUUAUCAGAAAGAGAAAAAACUUAACCCCAUGCCUAUCAUUCUCUGUGGUGACUGGAAUGGAAGCAAACGUGGACAUGUUUACAAGUUUCUUAGGUCCCAGGGGUUUGUAUCUUCUUAUGAUACUGCUCAUCAUUACACCGAUGCAGAUGCACAAAAGUGGGUUAGCCACCGAAACCAUCGGGGAAACAUAUGUGGGGUUGACUUUAUAUGGCUUCUCAACCCAAAUAGUUACCGGAAACUGCUAAAAACAAGUUGGAGUGAAGCAGUAUUUGGCAUGUUCAAGUAUCUACUACGAAGAGCUUCACUGACAGAAAGUGAUGCCUUUGCCUUCCUGAAGGCUGACAACCCUGGUGAUUACAUUACCUAUUCUGGCUUCUGUGAAGCCCUCCGACAGCUUAGUUUGACUGGUCAUUGCCAUGGACUUAGCCUUGAAGAGACCAAGGACUUGUGGGUUCAAGCAGACAUAGAUGGCAAUGGUAUUCUUGAUUACAAAGGGUUUCAGCAGCGAAUUUGGAAUCCAACAGAUGGUGGUAAUGACAUCUGGGAUGUUGGCUCCAAUGGUAUUCAGGAUCAAGCAAUUGGUUUCAGUAUAAAAAAUGCAGUUCUUUUCCCUCCUGAAGCGGAGAAAGGAACGUGGCCGGAAGACUACUCUCUUUCUGAUCAUGCACGACUCACUGUGGUUUUCUCACCGGUAAGAAUGCCAUGCUCUCAGAUGAUCACUUGAGUCCUGACCAAAAAUUGGAGCAGAACUUUGGCAGCAAGACUAGUACAUAAACGAUCUCAUUGAUUGGAAUCAACCUUACAGCCAGAUCGUUGAAAUGGAGCAAAACCUGCUGAAUAGAGAGAAAGGAAAAAUAAGUCUGAUCAACGUGCAUGUUGAUGUGGAGCCUUUCUUCCUGUGCCAUUUUCAGAACCUCCAUCUUUCAUACACCAGUGUUGACUACAUCAGUGCCAACAAACACAUUAGCACAGGCCCUCCGAUCUGCAGCUGCUAAAUUGAACUGGCAACCACAUUACGGGAAAUUCCAUUUUGCCUUCCGUUGAGCCCCUUAAUUUGAGAAAAGGAAGCAAAGAACAACAGAAAGAUAAGAGUUGUGUAGCUGUACAUAUAUGUAUAGUUUAUAUAUAGAGUUGUAGCUGUGCAUAUAUGUAGGCUUCUCAUUCUUGUAGUAUGAUGAUAUCUAACAUAUUAGGAUCCCCUUUUGUACUUCGACUGCACUCAGCUUCAGUGUUAACACAAUCACAUUGUAAACGAUUUUGCUCUCUGCAACAGAGAUUGACAUAUAUACUAUAAGAGCAACAAGAGUUCACAUUA
Molecule: messenger RNA, 2313 nt
Organism: Rosa rugosa (rugosa rose)
Lineage: Eukaryota; Viridiplantae; Streptophyta; Magnoliopsida; Rosales; Rosaceae
Exons: 9
Coding region: 391-1722 (443 amino acids)
Molecular function (GO): 3'-5'-RNA exonuclease activity
Source: RefSeq, a predicted model, not a curated record